AUGUCGUUAUGGUCGGGGUACAGCACCCGCACAUGUUCCAUAGGAUCAAAUACUUUCCAGGAAAAUGUCAAUUUGGUCGGUUUCUUUGAUGAAGACGAAAUCACUGCCGAUAAAUUGGCUGCAAAAUAUCCAUCACUUCGAAAGUUUGAGUCCUUAAAAAAGCUAUUUUCAGAAGCAGAGGUCCAUGCGUGCUUCGUUCAUGCCUUGGACCACGAUGUGCCUCGCUAUGCUCGAAAAAUUAUGGAUUUAUAUCCUCUGUUGCAGGGUCUUUUCUUGGAGAAGCCUGGAGCCGCUAUGCCUCUGGAUUUGUUUCAGCUUGAAAAAGACCUAGCAAAAUUCCCCAAUCUUGUUGUGGAGUUUGGGUGGGAGAUGCACUAUUGCGAGGUAAUGGACUAUACUCGACAACUUGUUAAUCUGGGUACUCUAGGUGACAUUACUCUUGCCCAUUUCCAUGGUGGAACUCCAGUCGGAGGAGCAUUAGAAAAAUGGCAAUGUUUGGAUUCUACGCUUGGAGGGUUUGUCUAUACUGAUGGGUCCCAUACCUUUGAACAGGUGGUUGAUCUUUUUGGCUUACCAAACCGAGUUGUAGCCUCUGUGAGAAAAUUACCGUUGGGAAAAGAGCAGUUUAAUUGCGUUUGCAUCAUAGACGAUCUUUUUGGCGAAGAGAAAUAUGAUAGUGUACCUACUCGUGUGGGUUCGGUCAAGUGGGAAGAUAUAGGCUCGGUAAUUUUGGAGUAUAGUGACAAGAAUAUCACUCUUGACUUUACUUGCUGGGAAGCCAAGGAAUGGUGUGCUGAUUGGACUACAGAUAUCUAUGGAACAAACGGAAUUCUUCACACUUUCUUGAAUCCUCCAAAGGCAAACUUGUACUUGAGAGAAACGAGAAAUGGCUUUGAGAAGGGUGAAAGUUCCAUGAAGACCAUGCUUCCGGAAAACCAAUCCAAUUGGGUUUACUACUUUGAAAAGCAGAUCCAAGUUUUUUUCGAAAGAUGUUUGGGAAAGAAGCAAACUGAAAAAUGUGAUAUGGAAGCAGAGGUGACACUCAUGAAGCUCUUGGAGGCAGUAUUUGCGUCGGUGGAAAAGGGUGGAUUUGUAGAAAUAAGGAACUAA
Molecule: messenger RNA, 1110 nt
Organism: Meyerozyma guilliermondii ATCC 6260
Lineage: Eukaryota; Fungi; Ascomycota; Pichiomycetes; Serinales; Debaryomycetaceae
Product: Gfo/Idh/MocA family protein
Exons: 1
Coding region: 1-1110 (369 amino acids)
Source: RefSeq, a predicted model, not a curated record